Messenger RNA from Darwinula stevensoni, 627 nucleotides. Lineage: Eukaryota; Metazoa; Arthropoda; Ostracoda; Podocopida; Darwinulidae. The record is from the annotation of a GenBank genome assembly.
AUGCGAGUGAUCUUGCAAGGGAGAGAGAGAGCCCAGGGAUACGACACCAUCGACCUGGGAGACAGGGUCAUCCACGUUCAAAAGAAACCCCCACGUGUCACCUCCCAACCUGCACAACCUGACCUUGUAGAACCACAGCCCACGCCUACAGAUCCGCACCCAGCGCCUACAGAUCCGCACCCAACGCCUACAGACCCACAACCAAUACCUGCAGAAACAAAACCCGCAACUGCAGAAACGCAACCCACCACCGUAGAACCAAGCGGCACCCCUUCAAACCCACAACCCACACCUACAAACCCCGAACCUCCCCCAGCAAAGCCAGAACCCGCAUCCACCUCCUCCCCUCCACCAUCAUCCUCCUCCCCUUCCACCGACUCCGACCGAUUCCACCAAGCCGUGGUGAUCGGCGCAGACAUCCCCGAGCCAGGCAUCCUCUAUCAGGACAACCCACGCCCCGACACCUCCCUCGAAACCCUCCUCACCAGCGUGAUCACCUCCUACCUGAGGAUGAUCUACUCCCUCUUGGAAAUCACCCUCAGGCGCUUCAGGGAGACCCCGCCGAGGAUGAACUUGUGGAACCCGCUUCACCUCCGCUUUCCUUUCGUUCCUCCCCCGAAAAUCUAA